Parus major (Great Tit) is the source of this 2989-nucleotide messenger RNA. RefSeq names its product cytochrome c-type heme lyase. Gene Ontology annotation, cellular component: mitochondrion. Gene Ontology annotation, biological process: cytochrome c-heme linkage. Bases 54 to 872 code for a protein of 272 amino acids. Gene Ontology annotation, molecular function: holocytochrome-c synthase activity. The transcript has 7 exons. The record is from RefSeq and is a predicted model, not a curated record. Lineage: Eukaryota; Metazoa; Chordata; Aves; Passeriformes; Paridae.
GAGCUCAGGAUAGCUCUGAAGUUUGAUGUUAAAGGGCCCGGUGUGCAGAGGCCAUGGGUUUGUCUGCAUCCUCCCCGGCUGCUGCCGAGCAGCCACCAGCUGCAUCCAGGCAAUAUCAGACGGCGUCUCCACCUUCAGAAUGUCCCAUGCAUCAGGAAAAAAUGAGCGGUUGUCCAAUGCACAUGAAGACUGCUGAUCAUAGAACUGAGAACACAGAUGAUGUUCCUGCACAUCAAGAAAGAGCUUAUGAGUUUGUGGCAUGUCCUGUGAAGUCUGGUGCAUCUCAAAUGAAAGAUGACAUAGAUCCCAGCAAUAUGAUGCCUCCUCCCAAUCAGCAGCCAUCCCCAGGUCAACCAUUUCCAUUAUCAACUGUGAGAGAAGAAUCUUCCAUUCCUAGAGCACAUUCUGACAAGAAAUGGGUCUACCCUUCAGAGCAAAUGUUCUGGAAUGCUAUGCUAAGAAAAGGGUGGAGGUGGAAAGAUGAUGACAUAACAAGUGAAGACAUGACCAACAUUAUUAAGAUUCAUAAUCAAAAUAAUGAGCAAGCUUGGAAGGAGAUUUUGAAGUGGGAAGCUCUACAUGCUAUGGAAUGCCCAUGUGGGCCGUCACUGAUGCGGUUUGGAGGCAAAGCAAAGGAGUACUCACCAAGAGCCAGAAUACGUUCAUGGAUGGGGUAUGAGCUACCCUUUGAUCGGCAUGACUGGAUAGUUGACCGCUGUGGGAAGGAGGUGCGCUACGUUAUCGAUUACUACGACGGCGGAGCAGUGGACAAGAACUACCAGUUCACCAUCCUGGACGUGCGCCCUGCGCUGGACUCGCUCUCAGCCGUCUGGGACAGAGUGAAGGUGGCCUGGUGGCGCUGGACUUCCUAACUGCUCCUGUGGUGUGUACUCGAAAAGUAACCACUUUCCUCCUAGACAAUGGAUAUGUGAAUAUCAGGACUUGAGACAGAAGUUUGCUGCAGCUGUCAUUGCUUUCAUCAUCACCACUGUUCUUUGGGGGUGGGAAGGGAGGACAGGCAAAUCUCUGGUUGAGUACACCAGUGCUUUGUGGUGUUUCAAAUGCAAUAAUAAAGUUACAGUGGCAAAAAAAUGUAUCUUAAUUUUCUUAAGUACUGGGAAGCCUUUCUUACUUUGUCUCAGAUUCUGCAUAAGUUCGCCUUCUUUUCAUUUCAUGACUUCAGUACUGCUCCAAAUACAUUAAAAUUCUGAUUCUGACUGGAGUUUUGAGUAUUACUUGAUUAGUGAAAACUGGAAAUUUCUUAAGUUAUUUCACAUAUAAAUAAGGGGUAAAAGAUAUGGACUCUUUCAAGUUACACAUUUUAUUUACACUGUAAAACCAUGUAUUUGUUUUCACAUGGACAUUUUACCUAUUCAAAUACAUCCUCAGAAAAUUUCAGUUAAUCAGUUAAAGGAGGUGUAGCUUGCUAUGAGUAUUUUGAAGGUAUGUUGUGUAGAAAAGGAGAAUAUACUCAUGCCUUAAUCUGCAAUUUUUCUUGAACAGAAGAACGUCUUUUAGAAGCAGGUAAUGAGUAUUACUUCUAAAACAGCAUUUCUAAAGGGACAUAAAAUUGAUAUUUAAUGGCUAUUUAUUUGAAUAUUUAAAAGGUGGUUUUUUGAUGUAAGAAAAUGGAUUAUUUUAGUAUUUUCAUGUCCAUAAUAUGUAUCAUAUAAUGAAUUCAGGACAGAGCUAAGCCUUAUUUAGAGAACCUCCUGCAGUGCACCUGUAUUUGGCAUCUUGGCUGCAUCAAUAUUUAUUACAGCAUGUUUUUUUAUAUAAUAAGGAAUUGCACAAGAGGGUGUGACUACACAGUCACACUUGUGAGUACAGUGAGUUGUAUUACAGGUGUGUACAUAACAGGGCUAAAAAAAGUAUCAAAAGUGCUAAGGGAGAAGUUUGAUUGGAGUGUUUUCUAAGAGCGACGCAUGGUGGAAAGAAUUGAUUAUUGUUUGUGCUUAGUAAGGGAAACUAAUUUAAGCCUUCCACUGUAAUAGAUACAAGUUUGCACGACUCAGUAAGUUUCAGGUGCUGUGCAAAACACUUGGGAAAGGAGUUAGAGAACAGCACAUUGUAGCUUCUCAAAUGGGGAAGCUGCCUUCUUGAAACUCCCCAACCUUAACAGGAAACUACCUGUACAUUUCAUUUUCUGAAAGUGGCCUAUUUUCAACUGACAUUGGAACCUUUUUCCCUUUCCUUUUUUUUUUUUUUUUUUUUCUUCUUUCUUUUUUCUUUUUCCUCCUUGAUGUGAAGCUCCUCUUAAUGUUUCAGGAAAAUCAUUUCCCAUCUAGGGAAAAAAUUGGGAAGCUUUCCUUCUUUAGAAUUCUAAUGAUCAUGAAUAGUUCCCACUUCAGAGACAACUUGUGCAUGGUAGGAAUAAAUAUUAUCCAGAAUGCUAUGAGGAAAACCAUGUUCUUACCAAUAUCCACUUUCUCAUUCCUUUUUCACCUUUUCAGUGAUUCAGACAUAUAUAUAUAUAUAUAUGAUAAACGGGGAAGAAAAAUGUUUCAUCUAAACAGGCAAUAUGUGGAGGAGAUAAAUGAAAAGUGAGUUUGUAUAAAGCAUAUCUGACUCAUGAAGAAACUUCUCUCUUCUAACAGUAAAGAUUGAGUACUGUUUUGGGGUGGUAGGUUGUUUUUGUUUGGGAUUUUUUUGUAGUUGUUGGUUUAUGCAUUUGACAACUUGCUACACUGAGGAGUCUCUAUUUCUUGUAACAAAAUAUGGAAAGGCUACACCACUGUAGGGACUAGAAGCUUCAAAAGCAUCAGUUUGCUUUGUUGAUUUCAGCAGUGUGAUGUUGAGAGCAUGGAAAUUGUAAUCACUGCUAAAUCUGGGGAAACUAUCACAAGCCACUUCAUGUGUUUACUAUCUCCUGUUACCUUCCAUCUUCCAUAGAUUCAAAAUUGUUCUUUUCUGUGCUACUGUUGAUGAAAUGUACUACUUUGUCAUCAAACUAAAAGGAGAAUCAAAUAAAUAUACUUUUCUUAACUUU